GGUGCAAACAACAAAGACGCAGCCUGACCGAGAGAGAAGGAGAGAGAUGGCAACUCCCAGCAAUGGCAGCUCGGACUCUUUUGUCAAGAUGCCAACCAUAAAGUUCACGAAGCUGUUCAUCAACGGAGAAUUUGUUGACUCCAUUUCAGGAAAGACGUUCGAGACUAUAGAUCCAAGAACUGAGGAGGUAAUUGCGAGGGUGGCGGAAGGGGACAAGGAGGAUGUCAAUUUGGCCGUGGAGGCUGCGCGUCAAGCUUUCGAUCAUGGUCCAUGGCCCCGCUUGCCCGGCUCUGAGAGAGGAAGGAUUAUGAUGAAAUUUGCAGAUUUGAUUGAUGAACAUGUAGAAGAAAUAGCUACCUUGGAGGCUAUUGAUGCUGGGAAAUUGUUUGGUCUAGCUAAGUUACAUGACAUUCCUUUGGGAGCAAAUACCCUACGAUACUAUGCGGGUGCAGCCGAUAAAAUUCAUGGGGAGGUGUUGAAAAUGUCUCGAGAGUUUCAUGCUUAUACAUUGCGUGAGCCAAUUGGUGUCGUAGGACUCAUCAUUCCCUGGAAUUUCCCAACCACCCUGUUAUUUAGCAAGGUUAGCCCUGCCUUAGCAGCCGGCUGCACUAUGGUCGUCAAACCUGCCGAGCAAACACCCCUUUCAGCUCUUUACUAUGCUCAUCUUGCUAAGCUGGCUGGUAUCCCAAAUGGAGUUCUAAAUGUUGUCACGGGAUUUGGACCUACUGCUGGUGCUGCCAUUAGCUCUCAUAUGGGCAUUGAUGGGGUCAGUUUCACUGGUUCCACGAACAUAGGACGUGAAAUAAUGCAGGCUGCAGCAAAAAGCAAUUUGAAAGUGGUUUCACUUGAAUUAGGAGGCAAGUCACCCCUUGUAAUUUUUGACGAUGCUGAUGUAGAUAAAGCUGUUCAACUUGCUCUGUUGGGCAUUCUAUUUAACAAGGGAGAAAUAUGUGUGGCAAGUUCUCGCGUUUUUGUUCAAGAAGGAAUUUAUGAUGAAUUUGUGAAGAAGUUGGUGGAAAAGGCAAAAGAUUGGGUAGUUGGGGAUCCUUUUGAUCCUAAAGUAAAUCAAGGACCACAGGUUGACAAGAAGCAGUUUGAAAAGAUCCUUUUCUACAUAGAUCAUGGAAAGAGAGAAGGAGCAACCUUGUUAACCGGUGGUAAGCCUGUGGGGGACAAGGGCUACUAUAUUGAGCCAACAAUUUUCGCCGAUGUUAAGGAAGACAUGCUAAUAGUGAAAGAUGAAAUAUUUGGACCUGUGAUGGCGCUCAUGAAGUUCAAAACAAUUGAUGAGGCGAUUAAAAUGGCGAACAACACAAAAUAUGGACUUGCAGCAGGUAUCUUGACCAAUAACUUAGACGUGGCUAACACAGUGUCAAGAUCAAUCCGUGCCGGGAUCAUUUGGAUCAAUUGCUAUUUUGCUUUCGACAGGGAUUGCCCUUAUGGAGGGUACAAGAUGAGUGGGUUUGGGAGAGAUAAUGGUUUAGAAGCCCUUCACAAGUAUCUUCAAGUUAAAUCAGUUGUGACACCCAUUUACAACUCUCCUUGGCUUUGAAUCAUCAGUUGUGAAACUUGAUGCAUGGGUAGGAUAUUGUAUUAUAUCUCUGAAAUAAUGCAAACAAUGUGAAAUAAAUUGCGGUGCUUUAUGGAUUAGAAAAGUACUACUCAACUUGCAGUACCCUUAA
Messenger RNA from Juglans microcarpa x Juglans regia, 1682 nucleotides. Its product is annotated as aldehyde dehydrogenase family 2 member C4-like. The record is from RefSeq and is a predicted model, not a curated record. The coding region runs from base 47 to 1552 and encodes 501 amino acids. Lineage: Eukaryota; Viridiplantae; Streptophyta; Magnoliopsida; Fagales; Juglandaceae. The transcript has 10 exons. Gene Ontology annotation, molecular function: aldehyde dehydrogenase (NAD+) activity.